AUGGGAGUAUUGGUGGCGAAGCAGCGGACAAUGGGAGGAGAUAAGGACGUUGCCGAUAUAUUGUUGGCACUUGUUUUGCCCCUUGGUUUAAGUAUUUUUGUUCUCCUCUUGUUUGUUUGCUGCUCAUCCAGAGAGAAUAAAACUAACCUGACAAAUGAUAGUGAAAGUGCAACUACCACUCCCCGUCGCAGAAGCGGUGGCGUUGAUGGAAGUUCUAUGGUUGUAAUUUCUUCCAACGGUAACGCCUCGUGUGAUGGUCAUAUUCAUGAUGGCGCUUAUUGUGGUGGAAGCGGUGAAUUUGGUGGGGGCGGCUAA
This is a messenger RNA of Ilex paraguariensis (yerba mate), 315 nucleotides long. The record is from the annotation of a GenBank genome assembly. NCBI's taxonomy places the organism in Eukaryota, Viridiplantae, Streptophyta, Magnoliopsida, Aquifoliales, Aquifoliaceae.